Messenger RNA from Panthera uncia (snow leopard), 3010 nucleotides. It is a transcript of the gene CSRNP3, whose product is annotated as cysteine and serine rich nuclear protein 3. NCBI's taxonomy places the organism in Eukaryota, Metazoa, Chordata, Mammalia, Carnivora, Felidae. Gene Ontology annotation, molecular function: DNA-binding transcription factor activity, RNA polymerase II-specific; sequence-specific DNA binding. Bases 248 to 2050 code for a protein of 600 amino acids. The record is from RefSeq and is a predicted model, not a curated record. The transcript has 6 exons. Gene Ontology annotation, cellular component: nucleus. Gene Ontology annotation, biological process: regulation of transcription by RNA polymerase II.
GUACAUGUGACAGCGCUGCAGCUAUGAGUGUAAUUUUAAAGGGGAAGUUGGAAGAAAUUGACGGCUCUUCACCCUGCUGCUCUGUGCAGGAAUCAGAUGAUGAAGUUUUUAGCUGUGACGGUGCUGACAGUGUUGAUAGUGUCAAUCUGUCCACUUGUAAUCUUUUCACUGGAAAAAAUAAGGAGAUAUCAACCGACUGAAAUGAUGUUUUCAGAAGCAUAGAGUCUUCAGGAAGAUACUGGAGUUCAUGAGAUCUCAAGGUACAUGUGACAGCGCUGCAGCUAUGAGUGGAAUUUUAAAGAGGAAGUUUGAAGAAGUUGACGGCUCUUCACCCUGCUCCUCUGUGCGGGAAUCAGAUGAUGAAGUUUCCAGCAGCGAGAGUGCUGACAGUGGGGACAGUGUCAAUCCAUCCACUUCUAAUCAUUUUCCCCCUUCCUCCAUCCUCAAAAGGGAGAAGCGACUAAGGACAAAGAAUGUGCAUUUUAGCUGUGUCACCGUGUACUACUUCACCAGGAGGCAAGGCUUCACGAGCGUGCCCAGUCAAGGGGGUAGCACCCUGGGCAUGUCCAGCCGCCAUAACAGUGUGCGCCAGUACACUCUUGGUGAAUUUGCAAGAGAACAGGAGAGGCUCCACCGGGAGAUGUUGAGAGAACACCUCAGGGAGGAAAAACUGAACUCUUUAAAACUAAAGAUGACCAAGAAUGGCACAGUGGAAUCUGAAGAAGCUAGCACUCUUACAGUGGAUGACAUUUCUGAUGAUGAUAUUGAUUUAGACAACACGGAGGUAGAUGAGUACUUCUUUCUACAACCCCUGCCAACAAAAAAACGGAGAGCACUGCUGCGGGCCUCUGGGGUGAAAAAGAUUGAUGUGGAAGAAAAGCAUGAGCUGCGCGCCAUCCGUCUAUCGAGGGAGGACUGUGGCUGUGACUGCCGAGUGUUCUGUGAUCCAGAAACGUGUACCUGCAGCCUGGCAGGCAUUAAGUGCCAGGUGGAUCGAAUGUCUUUCCCAUGUGGCUGCACUAAAGAAGGAUGUAGUAACACAGCAGGUAGAAUUGAAUUUAAUCCUAUCCGUGUCCGGACUCACUUUUUGCACACAAUAAUGAAACUUGAACUGGAGAAAAACCGAGAGCAGCAAAUCCCCGCGCUGAACGGCUGCCACGGUGAGAUAAGCGCUCCCAGUAGCUCCAUGGGCCCCGUGGCGCACUCCGUAGAGUAUUCCAUCGCGGACAACUUUGAGAUUGAAACCGAGCCCCAGGCCGCAGUGCUGCACCUGCAGUCGGCCGAGGAACUAGACUGCCAGGGAGAGGAGGAGGAGGAGGAGGAGGACGGCAGCAGCUUCUGCAGCGGCGUCACCGACUCCAGCACACAGAGCUUGGCCCCCAGCGAGUCAGACGAGGAGGAGGAGGAGGAGGAAGAGGAGGAGGAGGACGACGACGACGACGACGAUGACGACGAGAAGGGGGACAGCUUCGUGGAAGGCUUGGGGACCCAUGCGGAAGUCGUGCCUCUUCCUUCCGUCCUCUGCUAUUCCGACGGCACGGCGGUUCACGAGAGCCACACAAAAAACGCUUCUUUUUAUGCCAACUCGUCGACCCUGUAUUACCAAAUAGACAGCCACAUUCCAGGAACUCCUAACCAGAUCUCCGACAGCUAUGCCGAAAGAGAUCCUGUUAAGAACGGUACCCUGUCGCUGGUGCCUUACACCAUGACCCCGGAGCAAUUUGUGGACUAUGCCCGGCAAGCAGAAGAGGCCUACGGCCCCUCCCACUACCCCGCCACCAACCCCUCGGUCAUCGUGUGCUGCUCCUCUGCGGAGAGUGACGGCGGCGUGCCCUGCAGUAGCUUGUAUCCCGAGCACAGGUCCAGUCAUCCGCAGGUGGAAUUUCACUCGUACUUGAAAGGCCCCUCCCAGGAAGGGUUUGUCUCUACACUGAAUGGUGACAGUCACAUUGCCGAGCACCCCGCUGAAAGUUCUUUGAGCCUGGCAGAGAAAAGCAGAUUGCACGAAGAGUGCAUCAAAUCACCCGUGGUGGAGACCGUCCCUGUUUAGUAGCGUAAAUUAUUCUAGGACCAACUCUUCUCUUAUUUAAAAGCACUGUAUUUAAUUGGAUUUCCUGGGCCCAUGGUUGUUUAAACUGAGGACCAAGAAAACCCGGACUGUGGUGAAUCUUCCAGACUGUAUUUUAUUUUCUCCUUUCAGGCCACACGACUGUGGCGUUGCACAAAUACAGUCUCUGUGAGGAUUUUAAAAGAUUUCAGACUGUUUUGAUAGAAAAUGCUAAUUAAAAAAAAAAAAAAAAAAGCAUAUCUCACAGUUGCCUACCUGUCAAACUGUGUGAAACCUGCCAAGCUGUGUAGAUCAGAGCUUCAAGUUCUGGAUUAUCGGGCCUGUGCAAGAUUGUUGACUAAGACUGGGAAAUAAUAAGAUUUAGAGUCCUAAUUUUCGAUAAAUCUGAAGAUGACGGUGACUUUUUAAUGUAAAAGUAAUUACUGUAAGAAAAAGAGUUAAUCGUUCCAUGUGUAUUUUAUUUAUGGUAGUUAGGAGUCAUGUUUUGAUGAAAAUGAACAGCAGCAUGUUCUUUUAAGCUGAAGAUGCAUAGUUAGCACCACUGAGCAUGCCCACAUGGAUUGCAUCUGGAAUCCAUUCACGUUUUUAUGAUCAUGACUGAUCAGAUUUGCAAAUACUUUCUUAAGGGUGAAAUAGGCCUAUUUUUGCUAUUUUGGACAAAUAAAUGAGUCUAUAUGUGCAGGUCCUUACACAGUUUUCUCUAAAGUUAAGAGUUAGGACAAUCCUCUGGUGAGGGUCUAGUUCACUGCCCUCCCUCAGUUGACUCCAGAGAUGGAGGUGGAAGGAAUUGCCUUUCUUUUUAAAACAGCAUCAUCUUGGUUCUUAGCUUGGACACAGCACCUUUAAACUCUACUCCCCUACAUCAAAAUGCACUUUAGUGCCCCUUCAUGGUACCUUGUGAGGGGUGGGGACUGAGAACUCUUUGAGAUGAAAAAUUUAGAA